Molecule: messenger RNA, 1772 nt
Organism: Cavia porcellus (domestic guinea pig)
Lineage: Eukaryota; Metazoa; Chordata; Mammalia; Rodentia; Caviidae
Gene: Angptl4
Product: angiopoietin like 4
Exons: 7
Coding region: 104-1348 (414 amino acids)
Biological process (GO): triglyceride homeostasis
Molecular function (GO): enzyme inhibitor activity
Source: RefSeq, a predicted model, not a curated record
GGCGUUGCGCCGGCUGGUGAUACCCGAGCCAGUCAGGCCUGAGGCUGGGGCCCUUCGCUCUCCGCGUCUCCAGCUGUCUGCUCCCCGCGUCUUCGCUCUUGCAAUGCGCUGCACCCCGACUGCCAGCGCGGCCUUGGUGCUGUGCGCCGCCACCGCCGGGCUGCUGAGCGCGUGGGGCCACCCUGCGUCCCCCGACCCGCAGCGCCCCGCGUCCUGGGACGAGGUGAACGUGCUGGCACACGGGCUGCUGCAGCUCGGCCACGGGCUGCGCGAACAUGUAGAGCGCACUCGUGGGCAGCUGGGCGAGCUGGAGCGGCGGCUGGCCGAAUGCGGGGCCGCGUGCCGGGGAGUCGGGGCAUCCCCCUCGCCUUCCAGAGCCCUCGACAGCGCCGUCGCCGGCGACGAGGAGGCGCCCGAGACCCUCCGCGGCCUGCAGACCCAGCUCAGGGCUCAGAACAGUAGGAUCGAGCAGCUGUCCCUGAAGGUGGCCCAGCAGCAGCGACACCUGGAGAAACAGCACUUGAGAAUCAAAAAUCUGCAGAGCCAGGUUGAUCUCUUGACUCCCACACACGUCGGCAAUGGGGUGGUGGACCCUGCCCGAAGGAAGAGGCUCCUCAAGAUAACCCGGUUUCCUGACCCAGCUCCCAAUGCCACCCGCCUGCACAGGCUGCCCCGGGACUGCCAGGAGCUCUUCGAGGAGGGCGAGCGGCAGAGUGGACUGUUCGAGAUCCAGCCUGAGGGGUCCCCGCCCUUCCUGGUCACCUGCCAGAUGGCUUCAGAUGGAGGCUGGACGGUGAUUCAGAGGCGCCUGAACGGCUCGGUGGACUUCAAUAGGCCCUGGAAAGCCUACAAGGCGGGCUUCGGGGACCCCCGAGGCGAGUUCUGGUUGGGCCUGGAGAAGAUACAUCGCCUAGUGGGUGACCGCGGCGGCCGCCUGGCCGUCCAGCUGCUAGACUGGGAAGGCAACACCGAGUCGCUGCGCUUCCCGGCCCGCCUGGGGGGCGAGGACACGGCCUACAGCCUGCAGCUUGCGGCGCCCGUGGCCACCAAGCUGGGCGCCACCGUCGCCUCCGCUGCCUCGCCCGGCAGCCUCUCCCUGCCCUUCUCCACGUGGGACCAGGACCACGAUUUGCGCGGCGAUCUCAACUGUGCCAAGAUCCUCUCUGGUGGAUGGUGGUUUGGGACCUGCGGCCACUCCAAUCUCAAUGGCCAGUACUUCCACUCCAUGCCUAAGCAGCGGAGGCAGCGGAAGAAGGGAAUCUUCUGGAGGACGUGGCGGGGCCGCUACUACCCGCUGCGGGCCACCACAGUGCUGCUCCAGCCCGCAGAGCGCGCCGCGGCCGCCUAGCUCCUUGGCGGGUUCCUGAGGACAGUGACUUUGGCUGUGGCCCGAGGACGCGGCUGUGUUCCUCUGGAGCGCGGUCCCAGCAGGCUCAUCAGGCGCCCGGAGGUCAGAAAGGACUCAGGGGCACGAUCUGCAGGAGCGGGGCGCACGCCGCUUGCGCCCGAAGAUGGGGCGCAUAGCCAGAUGGUUGUGAGCACGGGCCGAGGGACCUGGAGGCCCCUUCUUGCUCGCCUGCGGAGUGGGGGUGCAGAGGGACCCGGGGCAUGGCCAGGCCGGCCGUCGACGGCGGACUCAGUCACAUUGACUGGCCAGGGAGGCCCUGGGGGCCCUGAGGUGCUGUCCCGUGUGGUGCGGGACCCCCAGCUGUGCCAAUCGCAGAGGCUGGGUGGAGCUCAGAGUUCUGGGAAUAAAAGCAACCUAGGAACGA